This is a messenger RNA of Meriones unguiculatus (Mongolian gerbil), 1833 nucleotides long. RefSeq names its product olfactory receptor 52K1-like. Gene Ontology annotation, molecular function: G protein-coupled receptor activity; olfactory receptor activity. Gene Ontology annotation, cellular component: membrane. The record is from RefSeq and is a predicted model, not a curated record. Lineage: Eukaryota; Metazoa; Chordata; Mammalia; Rodentia; Muridae. The transcript has a single exon. Gene Ontology annotation, biological process: G protein-coupled receptor signaling pathway. The coding region runs from base 439 to 1437 and encodes 332 amino acids.
UCAUCCUUCAAAAACAUACCAUGAUUAACAUUUAAACUACUGGGAAAAUACUAAGUUCCCAACAGACAACAAAGGCACUGUCAACUGAAAUGUCACUUCACAGCUACCUUUUUUCUAUAUCAUCUACACCACCGAGUCAGAGAUAAGACUUAUUCAGCCUCUCUGGAAACCCACUUGACAUACAAAAAAGUGUGACUGUCCACUUGAGCCACAGAUUCCUCAUGCAAUAUCUGCUCCUGUUGAUGUAUUCGAAGCGCAGCAAUGAUUGACGGGAAAACGUGUAUCUCAUUCAGUAAUAGGGCGAAAUGUCUUCUUUUUCCUCUAGAGAUAUUGGAGACUCAUGAAAACUCCAGCCUGCUGAGAGGCUGGGGCCGGUCUGAGGAGGACCGGGACUGAAGCCAGGCGUCCUGUCCCGCUCUCCUUGUGCCCUCAGCCAUCAUGACGGGGCGGAGCAACGGCACCUACAAUGAGUCCUACACCAGCUUCCUCCUGGUGGGCUUCCCGGGCCUUCAGGAAGCCAGGGCCCUCCUGGUGCUGCCCUUCCUCAGCCUCUACCUGCUGAUCCUCUUCACCAACGCCCUGGUCAUCCACACGGUGGCGUCCCAGCGGAGCCUGCACCAGCCCAUGUACCUGCUCAUCGCCCUGCUCCUGGCUGUCAACGUCUGCGCCGCCACCACCGUGCUGCCCGCCAUGCUGUUCAGCUUCUCCACACGCUUCAACCGCAUCUCGCUCCCUCGGUGCCUGGGACAGAUGUUCUGCAUCUACUUCCUCAUUGUCUUGGACUGCAACAUCCUCCUGGUCAUGGCCCUGGAUCGCUACGUGGCUAUCUGCUACCCUCUCCGCUACCCAGAGAUAGUGACAGGGCGGCUGCUGGCUGGUCUGGGGGCCCUGGCAGUCACCAGGAGCACGUGCAUCGUGGCCCCAGUGGUGGUGCUGGCCUCCCGGGUGCGCUUCUGCCGCUCUGCUGUGAUCCACCACUUUGCCUGUGAGCACAUGGCCCUGAUGAAGCUCUCCUGUGGAGACAUCUCACUCAACAAGACCGUGGGGCUCACUGUUCGCAUCUUCAACAGGGUCCUGGACAUGCUCCUGCUGGGGGCCUCCUACUCCCGCAUCAUCCACGCUGCCUUCAGGAUCUCCUCAGGUGGGGCUCGCUCCAAGGCCCUCAACACCUGUGGCUCCCACCUGCUGGUCAUCCUCACGGUCUACUCCUCCACCAUGUCCUCCUCCAUUGUCUACCGUGUGGCCCGCACCGCCUCCCAAGACGUGCACAACCUGCUCAGUGCCUUCUACCUGCUGCUCCCGUGCCUGGUCAACCCCAUCAUCUAUGGGGCCAGGACCAAGGAAAUCAGGCAGCACCUGCUGGCUCUGUUCCAAAGGACUCAGGUCUCCACAGAGAAGCCCCAGUCCCUGCCCUCGCACAGAGAGCUUCCUGGCUGAUUGUCUAGGAUCUGUGGGUCCCAAAUUCACUCUCACUGUUCUGUGAAGGAGGGGCAUUCAUGUGAGUGAACCAUCUCUAGUCUAUUUUGUUUUGGCUACCGUCGUUAUCUUCUUGUGAUAAAGUUCCAUUCCAUAACCCCAGCUCUCUAGAAGUCCCUAAGCAAGCCAAGAUGACCUGGAACUAAGCGGCUCUCCUUUCUUAACUUGCCAAAGGCUAGCAUUAGAGGCAUGAGCCAGGUGCCCGGCUUCUCUGCAUUCAUCUUUGAGAGUCUUGUGUCCACAUACUCACUCUGAACUACAAACAGAAAGCAAGCUCCGUCCCUGGCUGGAACUUCUCUCCCCUUCCCUCGGCAUAUGCUUUACUCAUUUGUUUAUUUAUACAUCCAUAACGUAUUU